AUGCAUAAUUAUCACCGGCAAGUUGGUCCUCCGAGGUGUGCCUUUAAGGUGGAUAUUCAAAAGGCCUACGACACGGUGGAUUGGGAUUUCCUUCGUGAUAUCCUCCAUGGGUUUGGCUUUAAUCACCGUUUUAUCGGUUGGAUUAUGGAAUGUGUUACAUCAUCUUCUUUUUCUCUCAGCAUUAAUGGUAACAUUCAUGGAUACUUUAGGUGUGAGAGGGGUCUGCGUCAAGGAGACCCUAUGUCUCCUUACUUAUUCACCAUGGUUAUGGAAGUUUUAACUUUACUUCUUCGAAAAGCGGCUGACUUGGAUCCGUCCUUUAGAUUUCAUAACAGGUGCGAAAAACAGAUGAUUAUUAAUGUGUGCUUUGCUGAUGAUCUUCUUAUCUUUGCUAGGGGAGAUACCCAAUCGGCAAGGGUAAUCAUGGAUUCUUUGAUGAAGUUUAAAGAUGUUUCAGGGCUGGCUCCUAGUAACUCUAAAAGUUCAGCGUUUUUUUGCAAUGUUUCUAGCAGCAUUAAGGCGAGAAUUAUGGAGUUUGUUCCCUUUGAAGAGGGUAAGCUUCCGAUUAAGUACCUUGGAGUUCCUUUAUUGGCAUCUCGGCUUCUAGUGAAAGAUUGUAAAGUGCUUGUGGAAAGAAUGGAUAAGAGGAUCAUGGAUUGGAAAAAUAAGUUCCUUUCGUUUGCCGGAAAGCUUCAGCUUGUCAUAUCUGUCCUGUCUUCUAUUCACGCGUACUGGGCUUCGGUUUUCAUGUUGCCUGCGAGUAUAAUUAAGGAUCUGGAGGAUAAAAUGAAGUGGUUUUUAUGGGGGUAUGGUACGACCGCUAAAGGAAGAGCUAAAGUUGCCUGGAAAGAGGUAUGUCUCCCUAAGUCUGAAGGGGGCCUAGGCAUUAGACGUAUUUCUGAUGUCAAUCGGUCUCUCAUGACGUACCACAUUUAUAGUAUUCUUUCAGAAAGGAAAUCUCUUUGGACACAUUGGAUUUUGAUACACAAGUUAAAAAAUCGUAGUCUUUGGGACAUUCCUAUCCAAAAUAAUUCGCCGUGGGGUUGGAAGAAAUUACUGAAGUUUAGACAUGUGGUUAGACCGUUUUUCUGGUCCAAAAUCGGAAAUGGUGAAAAAACGUCUUUAUGGUUCGAUAAAUGGUGUAAUCUAUGUCCGUUGAGUAAUUAUGUUACGCAUAGACGUAUGGCUCAACAUGGUUUUAGUAUGUAUUCUAAGCUGGCCGAUGCUAUAGAUGGUGGUAUUGAAACGAUUGACCACCUGUUUUUUGAGUGCAAAUACUCAAAGAUGGUGUGGUAUAAAGUUCGCGAGAGAGGAGACAUGUCCCGAGUCAGUGAAAAAUGGGACGACAUAAUGCAAUGGUUGGUUCCUAUAGCUGCAGCGUCGGCUAUAACUUCUAGUUGCAGCGUCGGCUUAUUUCAUUUGGAUGGAAAGGAAUGCAAGAUUUUUCAACAACCAACUAAGACCGCCGGAACAAAUUGUGGAGCUUAUUUUGCAUACGGUUCGAACCAAAUUGCUAUCCUUCAAGUAUAA
Molecule: messenger RNA, 1530 nt
Organism: Helianthus annuus (common sunflower)
Lineage: Eukaryota; Viridiplantae; Streptophyta; Magnoliopsida; Asterales; Asteraceae
Exons: 2
Coding region: 1-1530 (509 amino acids)
Source: RefSeq, a predicted model, not a curated record